AUGAAGAAUCAUAUGGCGGCAGGAUGGUUCUACUCGCCAGAACAGAUCCGGCGUUACUUCAUGACGCGAGUGUCCAGUCUUAAGCCACCAAAGACUGAAUUGAAGAACCCUUAUCGCGUCCUACGCGAGCUGAAUAGCCAUCACUGGCUUAUGUUUGGUGUUGGCUUUGUCGCCUGGGUAUGGGAUGCAUUCGAUUUCUUCACUGUCUCUCUCACCAUAACGGAGUUAGCCACUGAAUUUGGAGUUACAAACUCGGAAGUAUCGUGGGGGUUGACCGUGACACUUAUGCUGCGUUCUGUUGGUGCCAUCAUCUUCGGCUUUUUUGCAGACAGGUAUGGAAGAAAAUGGCCAAUGAUUGUCAACUUGGCCUUAUUUGUCUUCUUAGAGUUAGGCUCGGGGUUUUGCCAGAACUUGUCCCAAUUUCUAGCUGUUAGAUCUCUAUAUGGGAUUGCUAUGGGAGGUCUCUUUGGGCCGGCCGCUGCAACCGCAAUGGAAGACCUACCCUACGACGCUCGAGGUAUCGCUUCUGGGCUUUUCCAACAAGGCUACGGCACAGGUUAUAUGCUUGCAGCUAUAUUCUAUCGGGCAUUUGUACCAACUACUAAAUAUGGAUGGCGAAGUCUCUUCUGGUUUGGCGCCGCACCCCCAAUCCUCAUCAUCAUUUGGAGAUGGAGCCUCCCCGAGACCUACCAUUUCCAAGUCAUGAAAGCAGAGCGAGAAAGCCGAAUAAUGGCAGAGGAGGCCGCUUUGCAACCGUCCGUCACUUCUAACACUGUCCCAAAAUCUCGAAUGAAUGGACUACGUGCGUUUUGGAAAGAAUCUGCCCCUGGACUCAAGGAAAACUGGUUCUUGAUGGUCUACCUCGUGGUUAUUAUGACGGGUUUCAACUCUUGUUCUCACGGAAGCCAAGAUUUCUAUCCAACAUUCCUCAAGGACCAAGUAGGGAAAACAGCAACACAGACAACUGUCAUUAUUGUUUCUGGCAGCCUAGGCGGAGUUAUCGGCGGCACACUUAUAGGAUGGAUCAGCACAUUCCUCGGGAGAAGGUUGGCAAUGAUUAUAAGCUGUGUCUUUGGUGCAGCGAUUAUCCCCGCAUACGUAUUGCCCAGGUCUGACGCCUUGAUCGCAUCAUCCUUCUGGCAGCAAUGGUUCAUCGGUGGGGUUUGGGGACCUAUCCCUAUCUACCUUUCAGAGCUUUCUCCUCAAUCUUUGCGAGGCUUAUUGGUUGGAUUGACCUAUCAACUGGGUAACCUAGCUUCAUCCGCCUCUGCUACUAUCCAGGCUAUCAUUGGCGAGAGGUUCCCAUUGCCUGAUGGACCGCAUGGGAAAAAGAGGUUUGAUUACGGAAAGGUCAUGGCGAUAUUUAUGGGAGCAGUAUGGGUGUUUUUGUUAGUUUUGUUAUUCCUAGGACCAGAGAUGUCGCAGGAAGAGAGAGAUGAGGAAGAGACGGCAGCGAGGGAAUUAGAUCGACAGAGAAGAGAUGGUAAGACCCUGGAGGAGAUUGGGAGGGAACGGGCAGGGUUAGCCAACGUUAAGGUGCUGGAGGAUGAAGACGUUAAGGAGCCAACAGCCCAGCAUAUGGACGAAGUAUCGGGAGAGAAGACUGUCUAG
Nannizzia gypsea CBS 118893 is the source of this 1611-nucleotide messenger RNA. Its product is annotated as carboxylic acid transporter. The record is from RefSeq and is a predicted model, not a curated record. Lineage: Eukaryota; Fungi; Ascomycota; Eurotiomycetes; Onygenales; Arthrodermataceae. Gene Ontology annotation, molecular function: secondary active monocarboxylate transmembrane transporter activity. Gene Ontology annotation, cellular component: plasma membrane. The transcript has 4 exons. Gene Ontology annotation, biological process: plasma membrane lactate transport. Bases 1 to 1611 code for a protein of 536 amino acids.